GAGCUCUAGGCACCUCCCUUCCCUGCAGCCUCUGAGAAAGGGGAGUAUUAAAGGGCCCUUGGUCCUUGUGGUCCGUCUGACCAAGAUGCUGCGGCUGCUGAUCCCCGUUCUGCUUGUGGCUGGUGCCCAUGGGUGUGGGAUACCCACCUACUCCCCCCACACAAGGGUGGUGAACGGAGAGGAUGCCGUGCCGUACAGCUGGCCCUGGCAGAUCUCCCUGCAGUACGAGAAGGACGGUGCUUUCUACCACACUUGCGGGGGGACCCUCAUCGCUCCCACAUGGGUCAUGACGGCUGCGCACUGCAUCUCUAAAUCCCGCACCUACGAGGUGGUGCUGGGGGAGUACGACAGGAGCGUAGCAGAGGGCUCUGAGCAGCGCAUCCCGGUGAAUCCUGAGGACAUCUUCGUCCAUCCUCGCUGGAACUCCAUCUGCGUGGCCUGUGGCAAUGACAUCGCCCUGCUCAAGCUGUCCCGGAAGGCCGAGCUGAGUGACACAGUGCAGCUGGGCUGCCUCCCGCCCGCAGGCGAGGUCCUGCCCAACGACUAUCCCUGCUACAUCACUGGCUGGGGGCGCCUCUACACUGGCGGGUCCCUCCCUGAGAAGCUGCAGCAGGCUCUGCUCCCGGUGGUGGACUAUGCACACUGCACCCAGCCUGACUGGUGGGGCAGCAUCGCUAUCAGAGACAGCAUGGUCUGCGCUGGCGGGGACAUCAGAUCAGGCUGCAACGGUGACUCUGGUGGCCCCCUUAACUGCAAGGCCUCUGAUGGGAGAUGGCAGGUGCAUGGCAUCGCCAGCUUUGUCUCUUCCCUUGGCUGCAACGCCUUAAAGAAACCCACCGUCUUCACCCGCGUCUCCGCCUUCGAUGACUGGAUUGCAGAGGUGAGACCCCAGCCAUGUUACUGUGUGAGCAGUGGGAGUGAGUCUGCUGCUGGGGAGGGCCAGGGAGAAAUCUCAUGGCCAGGCAGGGGGUCCUGGGAGGUCACCCAGAGUAAAUGGACAGGACAGGGGCCCCCAGACGGACAAUGUUUGGGGGCUCUCUCCAUGAACAGAAUUUGAGUGGUGUCCUCCUGGGGCUCUGAGCCGAGAUCAGUGCCACAGGCCUCAUCCAGAGAUCACAGCCAGCUGUCCCGCACACAGCACUGAGCACGCGGGGCCCCUCGGAGCAUGUGACGUCACCUUUGGUCCCCCUUGUGCCUCACCUCUUCCGGCAGCUGGAAACUCAGACGCAGCCCAUGUCACUGUAGCGCAAAAUAAGGAACAGCUGAGUCUGGCCUGCAAAGGGGUUUCUGUAAGAUCUGGAGCCUGGAAGAGCUGGUCUCAGCACAGCAGAUACUGGAGGCAAAGUAGCUCGGAUGUGCUUCUCCACUGACACACGUGUGAUGACCCAGAGCCGCAAGCAGGAUGCUUGGUGGCCUGCAGCACCACCCGGCUCCAGGGAUGGUUUGAGACAGAACAUCUGGCUUGGCUGUGGCUGUGAGCUCUGUCCUGCAGUGAGCCGGGGCUGGAGGCAGGCAGAGGGAGGUGUUGGGGGGGCGGGGGGGGCAGCAUGGCCUAGUGGCUGAAGCAUGCACCUGCAAACUGGAGUUGUUGCACUGUAAUCCCAGCUCUGGUGCCCUGUGCUCUGGUUGACCCUUUGGGCCGGAUUUGGAUUUCACUGCUCCCAGUGGCGGAGUUCCUCUGGAGUCAGGGCCAGGCUCCACUUUCAGUUACACCAGUGCCUCUGCUGCAGCGAGUGGCAUGACUGUCUGGAUUUACACCCGUGUAACUCAGGGCACAAACCGGCUCAGAUGAACUCGACAAGUGUCAAACCAGCGUCACUGAGAGCAGGCCUGGGCCUUUGGGGCCUCAGUUUUCCUAGCAGAUGGUUUGGGGGGCAACCAUUUCCCCUUCCUUGUUGGAAUGCAGCGAGAAGGGCAGACUGUGUCAGGCAAGGGCCUGGACCUGGGUAACCUCUGGCGCGUGGCGGGGAGUGUGAGCCAUGCCCAUGUGCUGUGGCACUGGACACCCCCACCCCAAACGGCGGGUCCUGGCCAGUGGGUCGUAGGAAGGGUCUGGGCCCCCCGCGCUCUCAUUUCCCCUGGGCGGCGGCAGCAGCGUGGACGAAGCACAUCUGAGGCACCUUCCAGAUGGGGAGAGGCUGCGGACUCUCCGCUUGCUGGCUCUGGCCACUUCCUCCAUGUGCCUGCUGCGCAGGGGAUGUGAGAGCAGGGCCAGGGCAGCAGCCACAGCAUGGAGGAAGCGGCUGGAGCCAGCGAAUGGACAGUCAGCAGCUGGGUAGCGAUUUGUGGCCUGGCCGCAGCGGCUCACCGGGGUCUGCAGGACUGGGAGAGCGAGAGCUGGGGGGCUGGGGAGAGAAAGGGGAGCAGGAGGCUGAAGGGCUCAGAAGGGGAAGGGAGGGGAGAACAGGGGCUGGAGGACUGAGCAGGGGUGGGGGAGCUGCACAGGGGCAAUGGUGACAAAAUGCAGUUGUCGGGUUGUCUUAGUAAAAAGUCUGGGAGCUGCUGGCCUAGAGGUGGAGGCUGAUGAUCCUGCUCCAGCCUUGGCUAAGGGAAGCGGCUUUUUUAGCUCAGGCACUAGAGGUUGCUGGGUUAGUUAUGAUCCUGAGGUCCCAGGUUCGAGCCACUCAGGGGCAUCACGUUACACAUGCACAGGGCUUCAAGCCCCGAGAAUAUGAUUUCUGCUGUAGUUUAUUGUAUCCUGCCGUGAUAUACUUUGGUUUGCUUUUCUUUCAGACCAUCGCUAAUAACGCAUGAUAAGCUGAAAGAGCCACAUCUCAGAGAAACUUUCCUGGGCAGAUAAUAAAACAAUUGUAGAAA
Molecule: messenger RNA, 2817 nt
Organism: Chrysemys picta bellii (western painted turtle)
Lineage: Eukaryota; Metazoa; Chordata; Testudines; Emydidae
Gene: CELA3B
Product: chymotrypsin like elastase 3B
Biological process (GO): proteolysis
Molecular function (GO): serine-type endopeptidase activity
Source: RefSeq, a predicted model, not a curated record